Messenger RNA from Peromyscus maniculatus bairdii (prairie deer mouse), 1248 nucleotides. The record is from RefSeq and is a predicted model, not a curated record. Lineage: Eukaryota; Metazoa; Chordata; Mammalia; Rodentia; Cricetidae.
CGGUCCGCGGCGUUGCCCCAGCAACCGGACUAUGGGACGCGGAGGGGCCUCCAGGCUGCUAAAUCUAACCCUGGGGCUCUUCCUUCACCUGCCCUGCGGGUUUCCUCCAUCAUGUCGGUGCGGACUCUGCCGCUGCUCUUUUUGAACUUGGGCGGGGAGAUGCUCUAUGUCCUGGACCAGCGGCUGAGGGCUCAGAACAUUCCCGGAGACAAGGCCCGCAAAGAUGAAUGGACAGAGGUGGACAGAAAACGAGUUCUAAAUGACAUCAUCUCAACCAUGUUCAACAGAAAGUUUAUGGAGGAGCUGUUCAAACCCCAGGAGCUGUACUCUAAGAAGGCCCUGAGGACUGUGUAUGACCGCCUGGCUCAUGCCUCCAUUAUGCGACUGAACCAGGCCAGCAUGGAUAAGCUCUAUGACCUGAUGACCAUGGCUUUCAAAUAUCAAGUGCUGCUAUGUCCACGCCCCAAGGAUGUGCUGCUGGUCACUUUCAACCAUUUAGACUCCAUCAAGGGAUUCAUCCUGGACUCCCCCACCAUCCUGCAGCAAGUGGACGAGACCUUCCGGCAGCUGAUAGAAAUCUAUGGGAGUCUCUCUGCUGGGGAGUUCCAGCUGAUCCGGCAGACACUGCUCAUCUUCUUCCAAGACCUGCACAUCCGAGUAUCCACAUUUCUAAAGGACAAAGUUCAAAAUUCUAACGGUCGCUUUGUGUUGCCAGUGUCUGGGCCUGUUCCCUGGGGAACUGAAGUUCCCGGAGUCAUCAGAAUGUUCAAUGAGGAAGGGGAAGAAGUAAAGAAGACAGAAUUCAAGCAUGGUGGAAGCUAUGUGGCUGCGCACAAGGAGGGCUCCUUUGAGCUUUACGGAGACCGAGUCUUGAAGCUGGGAACUAACAUGUACAGUGUGAAUCGACCUGUGGAAACCCAUAUGUCUGCAACAGCGAAGAACUUAGCCUUAAGGUCACAGGAAAACAUUGCUCCAAACCCUCUUGCCAAAGAAGAGCUGAAUUUCUUGGCCAGGCUAAUGGGAGGGAUGGAGAUCAAGAAAACGAGUGGCCCUGAACCAGGAUUCCGGUUGAAUCUGUUUAUGACCGAUGAAGAGGAGGAACAUGCGGCACUGUCCAGGCCGGAGGAGUUAUCCUAUGAUGUCAUCAACAUACAGGCUACACAGGUACGUAUCCUCAUCAUCAUCUUGUAAAAAAAAUUGCUCUCCAAGGAUGAAGAUGGCUCAGUGGUUAAGAGCCCUGGCUGCUUU